Molecule: messenger RNA, 1350 nt
Organism: Cordyceps fumosorosea ARSEF 2679
Lineage: Eukaryota; Fungi; Ascomycota; Sordariomycetes; Hypocreales; Cordycipitaceae
Product: adenosylhomocysteinase
Exons: 1
Coding region: 1-1350 (449 amino acids)
Biological process (GO): L-methionine cycle
Cellular component (GO): cytosol
Molecular function (GO): adenosylhomocysteinase activity
Source: RefSeq, a predicted model, not a curated record
AUGUCUGCUCCUGCCACCAAGUUCAAGGUCGCUGACCUCUCCCUGGCCGCCUUUGGCCGCAAGGAGAUCGAGCUCGCCGAGAACGAAAUGCCUGGUCUCAUGGCCAUCCGUCAGAAGUACGCUGCCGACCAGCCGCUCGCCGGUGCCCGCAUCGCCGGUUGCCUGCACAUGACCAUCCAGACGGCCGUCCUCAUCGAGACCCUCACCGCCCUCGGCGCCGAGGUCACCUGGACCAGCUGCAACAUUUUCAGCACCCAGGACCACGCCGCCGCCGCCAUCGCCGCCGCCGGCGUCCCCGUCUUUGCCUGGAAGGGCGAGACCGAGGAGGAGUACAACUGGUGCCUCGAGCAGCAGCUCUCCGCCUUCAAGGACGACAAGAAGCUCAACCUCAUCCUCGACGACGGCGGCGACCUGACCUCGCUCGUCCACACCAAGUACCCCGAGCAGCUCAAGGACUGCUACGGUGUCUCCGAGGAGACCACCACCGGUGUCCACCACCUCUACCGCAUGCUCAAGGACGGCAAGCUCCUUGUCCCCGCCAUCAACGUCAACGACUCGGUCACCAAGUCCAAGUUUGACAACCUCUACGGCUGCCGCGAGUCCCUCAUUGACGGUAUCAAGCGUGCUACCGAUGUCAUGAUUGCCGGCAAGGUCGCCGUCGUCGCCGGUUUCGGUGAUGUCGGCAAGGGCUGCGCCAUGGCCCUUCACGGCAUGGGUGCCCGCGUCAUCGUCACCGAGAUUGACCCCAUCAACGCCCUCCAGGCCGCCAUGGCCGGCUACCAGGUCACCACCAUGGAGAAGGCCGCUGCCAUCGGUCAGAUCUUCGUCACCACCACUGGCUGCCGUGACAUUCUCACCGGCGUCCACUUCUCUGCCAUGCCCAACGAUGCCAUCGUCUGCAACAUUGGUCACUUCGACAUUGAGAUUGACGUUGCCUGGCUCAAGAAGAACGCCACCUCCGUCCAGAACAUCAAGCCCCAGGUUGACCGCUUCCUGAUGCCCUCUGGCCGCCACAUCAUCCUCCUGGCUGAGGGUCGCCUUGUCAACCUUGGCUGUGCCACCGGCCACUCCUCCUUCGUCAUGUCCUGCUCCUUCACCAACCAGGUCCUUGCCCAGAUUGCUCUGUACAAGGCCAAGGAUGAGGCUUGGGGCAAAAAGUACGUCGAGUUCGCCAAGACCGGUGCCUUCGAGACUGGUGUCUACGUACUCCCCAAGAUUCUCGACGAGGAGGUCGCCCGUCUCCACCUUGCUCACUGCCAGGUCGAGCUCAGCAGCCUCACCAACGUCCAGGCUGAGUACCUUGGCCUCCCCGCCGAGGGUCCCUUCAAGAGCGACAUCUACCGCUACUAA